Molecule: messenger RNA, 1818 nt
Organism: Necator americanus (New World hookworm)
Lineage: Eukaryota; Metazoa; Nematoda; Chromadorea; Rhabditida; Ancylostomatidae
Exons: 14
Coding region: 1-1818 (605 amino acids)
Biological process (GO): regulation of membrane potential; chemical synaptic transmission; nervous system process
Cellular component (GO): synapse; plasma membrane; GABA-A receptor complex
Molecular function (GO): extracellular ligand-gated monoatomic ion channel activity; neurotransmitter receptor activity; GABA-A receptor activity
Source: RefSeq, a predicted model, not a curated record
AUGCUUGUGGUGCCCCUUAUUUUGGCUCAUUUUUUGUUUUCGAAAUGCACAUCUGGUACAGAGAGCUCGAGCGCAGGUAACCACUUCCGACUUCAACUAAAAGCGUGGGUGGGAAGGUCUCCCUAUCCAAUCACGCCUACGCCUGCUCUCCCCAAGCCAAAGCACUCUGAACAAACUCUGAAGGUUCGAGUUCUUCAUCAGGAACGGCAUAGAGCAAACAUUGAAAAAAAUAAGUCGACUGAGGAGAUUCCAUUUAACGAGGAUACGGAUGAAAACAGCUUUGAGCUGGUCGAGCUGCAACCCCCAGUCGUAUCUGAACGUGUUGUGAUCGCAGAUGAAGUAGCAGCGGAACCGGGCCAGCGCGGGAUCCUCGCCGAGGUGCUGGACGACUCCGGCCGGAUCGGACCGAUGUUUGAAGUUCGUGACGAAAUCCGUUUUAUUCCAUCCCCGCCUCUGCCUCAACGUGACAUCACUCACGCACAUUUCGACACCGUUUUGCUCGAGAAGGAAAUCAUGAUCAAAGUGCCACUCCACACCAUCAAGCAGAUAGUGCAUCCGAAGCAAUCAGAAGCUCAUAAAUCUACGGAAUCCACCGUAUCCCCGGACACUGCUGCAGUGACAUCUGAAAAUACAUCGGAGGAGAUGUUGAUGGAGGAGUUACGAGAAAAACUCAUGAAUAGCAAGUAUUUGGAAGAAUCUUCUGGUGACACAUAUCGUGAUUAUGGAAGCAGUUUCAUUCUUCCCAUUCUAUCGAGCGUCAACUACGACAACAAUACCGUACCGACAGCUUUUUCAGAUAUUCCUGUUUUCGUUGCUGUACAGCUCAAUAUACUGUAUCUUGCCAACUUCGAUAGUGAGCUGAUGGAAUUUUCCAUAGAUGUCGAGAUGGAACUUAGUUGGUUCGAUCUCAGAUUAGCAAACAACUACACGAAGCCGAUAAGGAUACGUGAGAAGCAAAUCCUUGAUCUUAUAUGGAAACCUGAUCCAUACUUUGUGAAUUCAAAAUUCUCACAUUUCCAUGAAGUUUCCUUCCCAAAUUUUCGAAUGAGAGUGUUCCCGGAUGGACUCGUCAAAUACACGAUGAGGGUAACAUCGGUAUGCAACUGUUUCAUGCUUUUCUGCCUUUAUCCACACGAUCGCCAAAUGUGCGACUUGAGGAUCAGCUCGAUUGCUUACCCGUCCUCCUUCGUGCAUUUCGUUUGGCAUUCGGAAUCAGUUAUGUUCCAAUCGGAAAUUGCUCUUCCAGAGCUACACGUUCAACAAAUUCGAAUGGAACGCUGUCAUGUUGAAGGGAAACUUAUUCAUUCGUCGUGCAUUCGUCUAGUUUUCGAACUGGAACGUGAUGGUGGACGAUUUGUAGUGGAGAAGUACAUUCCAAGCACGUUAGCGAUGAUGUUCGCAUGGGUAGCGCCUUAUGUGCCCUAUAAUUACGAGGAUGUGCGAAUCAUUACACCUAUCACGGUUCUGUUGACGUUGGUACAAAUGGAAAAAGGCGAUAAGGAAAUUAGAACGUCCUAUUUGACCUCGAUGGACAUUUGGUUCGCUGCGAUGAAAGCGUUCACCGCGCUUUCCCUCGUGGAAAGUCUUAUCGUUUUGGCACUUAUUAAACGGAGCAGAGCGAUGGAAAGAAAUAUGCAACGAGCUCCGAAUGAACUGCAACGAGCAAAUUUCCAAAGUGAAAAAUAUCGUCUCACACGUCUCUAUCAUCGUCUCGACAGUAUCAGUCGACUUCUUUCACCUGUGAUUUUUAUUAUGUUUUUUAUGUACUAUGUUUUAUUCUUAGCACAAGGUGAUGAUCGUGGAUGUGUAGCAAAAUAA